Molecule: messenger RNA, 1036 nt
Organism: Cornus florida
Lineage: Eukaryota; Viridiplantae; Streptophyta; Magnoliopsida; Cornales; Cornaceae
Product: pectinesterase inhibitor 7-like
Exons: 1
Coding region: 14-643 (209 amino acids)
Biological process (GO): negative regulation of catalytic activity
Molecular function (GO): enzyme inhibitor activity
Source: RefSeq, a predicted model, not a curated record
CUCUCUAACGAUAAUGGAAAAGCUAGGUUCAUUCUCUCUCCUAUGUUUUCUCUGUCUAGCCAUACUCCUCCAUGUCCAACGAAUCUCAGCCGUUGAAUCUCCCAAUUCUGAACCCAACAAUACCACAGAUUUCAUCCGUACCAAGUGCAACGCAACUUCAUACCCUGAGCUCUGCUACACUUCGCUCUCCGGCUUCGCCAACGCCAUCAAGGAGGACCCGGCUCGGCUUGCUAAAGUCGCCAUAGCCGUCAGCCUCUCGAAAGUCAAGCACAUGGCCAACUACGUCGCCAACAUCUCCCGCCAAGCCGACAAGGGCGGCAACAAGCGACUCGCCGAAGCCGUCGAUGUCUGCUUCGAGGUGUUCGGCGGCGCCGUCGAGGGGAUUCGCGACUCGCUCAGUCAGAUGAAGCGUCUCCACCGUCCCGGCCAGUCGCAGUCGCUGGGGUUCCAGAUUAGCAACGUGCAGACGUGGAUGACCGGGGCGCUCACGUGCCAGGACACGUGUACGGACGCAUUAGAGGAAAUCGACUAUGGUGGUCCGGUGAAGACGGACAUCUGUGAUCGUGUUGUGGAGGUUUAUGACGUCACCAGUAAUGCGCUUUCGUUGGUGAAUUCUUACGCUGAUACUGUUGCGGCUCGGUGAUGGAGCUUUGUUGACCGUUCGAUCAUGACUCGUAAAUGAGAUUUCUUUUUCCCAGUAUGGUAGAUUCUUUAAUAUAUUAUGGAAGAAGAGACUAUGAGAUUAAUAUUUACUAUUUAGUUGAUUAUUUACCCAAAAAAGAAAAAAAUAUGUAGUUGAUGAGUGUACUGUAAGUGCUAUUUUUCUCUAGUCGGUGAGUUAUAGUAGCAUUUGUUUGCGCUUUAACCCUUAUUUCACUUAUUUGCAAUAAAUUUUUACAUGGUUUAUGUUAAUCUCAAGUUUGGUUGGUUACCAUUCAAAAAAAAAGUUUGGUUGGUUAAUAGGAGUAAUUUUUUUAGAAAACUUUUGGUUUUUGUUUUUUGUUUUGCUCCCCUUUACCAUUUUUUUACCCAAAAA